AGCUUCGUUGCCCAGCUUUUGCGUCAUGGGCAUCUGGUAGCUGAGGCCUUGGCUAAGACGGUGCACGCCAGAUGUCAGGGAGCUCUGCGUACAGGCUGACUUGUUCUCGACAGACUGUGGAGGCGUCUAGAUUCACUCAUCUUCUCUCACAGGAGUCCUUGACCUACAAAGAAGUCGACUUCUCCGAAUGCAACCUGACGAAUGACACACUGAAAGUGGUGCUAGACAUUUGCGGCCGCUGUGCGAAGCUGCGGAUACUAAAGUUAUACAGAAAUAACUUAGAUGACAAGUCUGCAGAAAGGCUGGCAGAAAUGCUACGCAAAUGCCCGGAGCUAGAGGAGCUUCAUCUCUCACACAAUUUCUUCACCGCUGAUGGCGUCAAGCGCCUGGUGGCGGCGGGUGAGAGCUUCUCUUGGGAAGACAAGACGCAACCUCUUUGGCUGCGCCUAGAACAAAAUAGCGUGGUGGAUCCCGAGACGAUCUGCAAAGAUUUGGAGGAGGAAUUCAGCGUGUGCAGGCGCUCCGAUGACAAGAAUUGUACGGUCCGGAUGUGCGUGAACAAGAUGAAGGUUCACCUUCCUUUCUUUCACCUUCAGCGUCAAAGCUUCAAAUCACGAGAGCAGCAAGCAGCAGAAGCGAAAGCCAAGCAAGCACCACCUGUGCCCACCCGCUCGAUGUCCCGACCCGAAGCAGGGGCACCAAAGCAGGCGGCUGCGAAACCUUGUGCCUGGGGCAAAGGACGAGUGGCAGACGGCAGCCCAAAGUCUGGGUAUCCUGCGCUGGGCGCGAAGGACCCGCAGGCUUCCCCCAAAGCCACCGCCCAAGUUGAGCCAACCAAAGCUGAGCUGCUCCUCCAGCCUCUUUGGAAGGCCGGGGGUCGGCCUUCAGUUGUUCUGGACAGCUUUGGGCAACGUCGGACUAUGCCAGAGCAGCUGGAAGGGGUCGAUCCGAAGGACUUCGUCUGCGCGUUGUGUCGCUUUGUGAUGAUCAAGCCAGUGAUCACCCGAUGCUCGCAUAUCUUUUGCUCAUGCUGCUUUAGACAAUGGGUUCAAAGACAGGUAGACUUGCAGAAGAAUCAGAAUCAGAAUUCUGGCCCUCCUGUCACUGUGCCCCAAAUUAGAUGUCCCCAUGGAGGCUGUGAUCAGCUCCUCAAGAAGACCGACGUCGAGUCUGCCGAUGAUGGCAAGACCAGCGGCGUUCAGCUCUUCCAACGGCUUCGGAACAAUUUGAGCAUUCGAUGUGUGCACCAUCCGGACCAUCAGAAGUUCGAAUUCGGCAAAGAUGCAAGCCGCGUCCUGUCGGAGCAAGGAAUCUCUUGUCGUUGGAGUGGCCCGCCGACUGCAUACGAGGAGCACAUGUCUCAUCAAUGUGCAGUUGAGAACUUCCUCAAGUUGGAGAGUUCGGAGCAAGGUGCAGAUGCCAUCAUAUCCAACGAUAACAGUACAUCUCAAUAUGAGGCCGAGCCUGAGCCAGAGGAUUCUGUCAGUGCAGAGCCAAAGGUGGCGCAGGCUGACGGCACCGUGACUGUGAAUAAAGAUGAGUGCGAGGUGAGGGUUGCCUUGUAUCCCUAUACCCCUACUGAUGGGGAUGAGGCACAAAUAAAAAUCGAGAAAAACGAUCUCAUCAAGGUCUUCCAGGUCACUGAAACCGGCUGGGCUGCUGGUGUCCGCAUUUGUCCAAAGACAAGGCAAGAGCAAGGAAGCGCAGGAUGGUUUCCAGUUGGCUAUUUGCAACCGGCGCAGGGCGCGCAUGAGUAAGACCCUGCAGCCUGUGAGGUUCAGAUCCAGGUCGGUCUAAAUAUGGGCCUCGCUUCGCUUGCUGGAGCGGUGGCGAAAUGGCGUGCCUCACUGAUGCGAAAGCUGCAGGGCCAAAGAUAGCAAGAGAAUCUUUGGACAGAUUCCGCGGGCGGACUCCAAAAUCAGUUGAAAGAACCAUGUGUGGCACAUGCUUCUUUUUGAAUGCCCCCCUUCCUCACGCCAAACAGAUCGAGUGUUCCCUGUUCUUCCUUGCUGUGAGGAUUGCACGUCGUUCGCCUAGCCGUUGCUGCAAAACGAGGGAGCAUGCUCGCCGAGUUGCACCAAUUCAGCCAUUGUAUCACGGGGACACCGGGGACACAGUUCGCUGCCGGGGAUGUUGGACUGUGGCUCGACUGUUUCCUUGUUGCUCUGGAACGGCAGGAUUCGAUGAUUCACCCGCACCCUUUCGGAGUCUAAAGAACCUCAAGCAAGUGGACUGCUUUAAGGCUCCACUUUCUAGGGUGGAGGCCAUCGCUUCUAG
Durusdinium trenchii is the source of this 2277-nucleotide messenger RNA. The record is from the annotation of a GenBank genome assembly. NCBI's taxonomy places the organism in Eukaryota, Dinophyceae, Suessiales, Symbiodiniaceae.